Molecule: messenger RNA, 195 nt
Organism: Plenodomus lingam JN3
Lineage: Eukaryota; Fungi; Ascomycota; Dothideomycetes; Pleosporales; Leptosphaeriaceae
Source: RefSeq, a predicted model, not a curated record
AUGAUUUGUGCUUCGGCACGCUGGAAAUUACCGACUCAGGCUUCGGCCGAUGCCGAUAUACAAUGGCUGUUUCUGAUAACGACCCAACUUGUUGUCUCAUUCGCUUCCCAACCUGCCUCGGUACGCCGUCCUCUUCCUCAAACUCAAGCACGUACAUUUUGUGAUGAUUCCGCACUGGGCACCGACAAUUCUUGA